UCCUUUCUAAAUAAAAAGGAAAAACAUCUACACUACAUGCCCUUCAUUUCUGCAGGGUCCCGGAUUCGUUCUCUUUGAGGAUCCCGGGUCCACACAGAGAGGCCACGCCCUGACCCCAGAUUGGGAGCCGCCCUCCGGGGACCGCCGCUCCCUGCCCGCGCUCGGCCCCAGCCCGGGUUUCCGCCUCAGACUCGCAGCGAGCGGGGUCCUCCAGCACCGCCCAGAGGCUGGCCGAGGAAGAUGCCAGUUCCUAACGCGAGCCGGUAAUCACCGUCUGCAGCAACCCCACGAGCCCUGUUCCUCCUCCCGGGUCCCGGCCACACCAAGAGCUUCGGAACGCGGAGAACUCUGCGGGUCGUGCACGCCCAUACUGACGCGUCCCUUCCGCCGCCGGAAGCCGGCGCCGCGUCCGUCACCAGGCAUCCCUCUGUUGCCUUGACUACGGCGGGCGCUGUAAGAGUGAAGAAGCUGCAAGUGCUGAGGCGAGCUGAAAGAAACCCUUGGAGCCGAGAGCAUGAGGAGCUGGUGUCUGUGUCAGAUUUGUACCUGCGGGUCGGAUUAUCGUCCUUAUGAAAUAGUUAAACAGCCUCGCCAUGUGCCAGAAGAAUAUAAACCAAAACAAGAGAAGAUUGAUCUUGGUACUACCUACACACGGGAUUUUAAUUCAUACAAAGUGCAGCCUGUGGCAAUAGUCCGGCCUUUGGAGAGACAACAAGUUAAAAAAGGAAAGUUGGACACUGUCCCGACUUAUAAAGAUGAUUAUAGAGCUUGGGACCUUCAUAAAAGUGAACUUUAUAAGCCAGAACAAACUUAUCAACCCCCUACUGUGAAAUUUGGAAAUUCAACUACAUUUCAGGAUGACUUUGUUCCUCAGGAGAUAAAGCCUAGGCAAAGUAGGCAAAGCUUUAAACCCUCCUCUGUGGUCAAACUUUCUACAGCCCCUUUUAAUGGCAUUACAAGUCAUCGCCUUGAUUAUAUACCUCAUCAGCUUGAACUCAGGUUUGAAAGGCCAAAAGAAGUUUACAAACCAACUGAGCAACACUUUGAGGAUCUCACAACUCACCGGUAUGACUUUCAGGGUCUUAUUGGUGAAACUGCAAAAAUCUGCAGACCUGUACACACCAGAGUGACCCAGAAUGCUCGGUUUGAAGGAAGCACUGAAUUCCGUGAAUGUUUUCAACCAUGGGAAAUCCCACCACCUGAGGUCAAGAAAGUACCAGAGUAUGUGCCUCCUACAGGUAGCAUGCUAUUAAACAGCACAAGCCAUCUUGACUAUGUUCCGUAUCAGGCCAACCGUGUAGUUGCCAUCAGGCCAGUUUCUCAUAGAAGAAGUAACAAUUUUCCUUUCCAGGGAAAAAGCACCAUGAAGGAAGAUUUUCCAGCAUGGGAAAAUUGUCGUCAAGGAGUUAUUAAGAAGCAGCAGAUUCCCGACCCAUCUGGAAAAUUUGAUGGUUUGAGCACUUUCAGAUCUCACUAUGUGCCACACAAAUUGAUUCCAACAGAGAGUUACAAACCUUUAAAUAUUGCUUUUAAGAGUUCUGUUCCAUUUGAUGAUGUGACCAUGUACUCUAUAGAGUACACACCAAAAAUACAGGAAAUUUGCCCAGCAAGUUACCCCUCUCCUCCAGGUUAUAUUUUUGAAAAUACAAAUUCCCAAGGUCAUAAAUUCUUCCGCAAGAUUACUCCCGCAGUGAAGGCCUUCUAAUAACCAAAAUGUGCUUAAAAGGAAGCUACUAACAAGUAAUUGUUUUUCCAAGAGAAAACUCAACUUUUAUAGUGAAAAAAAUUUAUGAUAUAAGAAAUCUUUUUUUUUUU
Molecule: messenger RNA, 1815 nt
Organism: Chlorocebus sabaeus (green monkey)
Lineage: Eukaryota; Metazoa; Chordata; Mammalia; Primates; Cercopithecidae
Product: stabilizer of axonemal microtubules 2
Cellular component (GO): sperm flagellum; centriole; axonemal microtubule
Molecular function (GO): microtubule binding
Source: RefSeq, a predicted model, not a curated record